AUGUCCCACCCAUCAUGGCAACCCAAUCAACAUCAGCAUCUGGCCAGGAGGGCAUUUGGAAGCUUUCCAUGGCUUGGAGGUCUUUCAGGAAUUGGAAGCUUUGGUAUGAAUUCUGAGACCUCUCAACCAAAAGAGGCCUCAGAAGGCAAUCCUUAUCCUAAAUCUUAUAGAAACAAAGGGACACUAGAGGGCUUCAUAACAUCUGAAGAAGAGGACAAGGUGGAAGUGGAUAACAAAUCUCCCAAAGUACAAGGUGACAAACAUUCUGAUCAAGGCUCUGAUUCGUCUGGAGCUUGUGCAGAGGAGUCAUCCAAAGAAGCAGGAAAACAGUCAAAGAAAAAUGUCACUAGUGGUGGUACUGGCAAUGGUGCCAAUGGUUAUGGUUAA
Molecule: messenger RNA, 387 nt
Organism: Melampsora larici-populina 98AG31
Lineage: Eukaryota; Fungi; Basidiomycota; Pucciniomycetes; Pucciniales; Melampsoraceae
Exons: 3
Coding region: 1-387 (128 amino acids)
Source: RefSeq, a predicted model, not a curated record